UUGUUGACAGUCGUACACAAAAAGCUAUGGAUGAUUAUCAGGCAUUGCUUGUACAAUUUCUGACUGCUAAUCCUAAGUAUACUCCAAGACCGGGAGAGCCGCUUCAUCCAGAUGUAGAUUUUUAUCUUUGGAGUAAAGUCAUUGGCGGCAAGGGGCCUAACGGGUGUUUUUUUGGUGGUGGAAAUUUGGCAGGCACCUUGAGAUCUGAUGAUAGAACUCUAUAUCAAAGAGUUCUCGACGGGGAAGGAGGUUCACGUCCUGUAACUUUAACAGAUGAACAGAGAGACACUGUAAGACAAUUGGCGAUAAAUGAGGUGAGGCGUGAGGCGGCGGAACGUGAAGCGGCACUGAAAGCCCAAAUGGAGGCCCAAAUGGAGGCCCAAAUGAGGGCAAUGCGGAGUGAGCAUCAGCGGAAAAUGGAGGUCAUGGCGAAAAGACAAUCGGAUAUGGAGGCACAAAUGCGACAAUUUAUGCAAUCCUUUGGUGGAAACCAAAAUAUGGGGAGUUCUGCGCCGACUGAUCAGGAAAAUCUAAAUGAGGAUGAGUUUCCCGACCCGGAUUGAUUGUUGAUUUAGUUUAGUUUUUAUUUUGUUGUUAUAACUU
This is a messenger RNA of Vicia villosa (hairy vetch), 603 nucleotides long. RefSeq lists its product as uncharacterized. The record is from RefSeq and is a predicted model, not a curated record. Bases 27 to 563 code for a protein of 178 amino acids. The transcript has 2 exons. NCBI's taxonomy places the organism in Eukaryota, Viridiplantae, Streptophyta, Magnoliopsida, Fabales, Fabaceae.